UCGCUGCCGUUAGCUUGUCGCCUUUCCAAACAACUGGAGCAGAAAUUUCUACGGAAAUAAUUUUUCUGGACUCUUGACAUCAGGAUGGGAGUGUUUGACAACUGCUCGUUUCUUCUGGAGCUCAAAAACUUGCCUUUCAAGGAGAAGAAGAAGCUGAAAUCAAUAGUGACGUUGAAUGGAGGCAGCAUUUCUUUCAUCAUCAACAAACAGUGCUCUCUGGUGGUGACCUCCAACUUGUCCAACCUGAGCUCCAGCAGGCUGCGCAGCAUCCAGAAGAACCAGACACCGGUGGUCGGCUUGGAUUAUCUGCAUAAAUGUGUGGAGAGAGGCAUUCUUCUGUCUGUGGACGAGUACAAGAUGGACACUUCACCAUCUCCAGAUCCUCCUCCUCCCUGGAAGUCACCGCAGAGAGCUCCACUAACUUACAAAGCCGAGCUUCCAAAAGGUCCGACCUCAUCAGAGGAACCAGCUGUUAAAAGCAACAAACAGAAGUUCAGAAUCUACAAAGAGUCUGACUCUGCUCACCCAGCGUUCCCCGAUGAUUUCCAGGUGGCGAAGUACUCCAUUUUCGGACAGGAGAACGGCGGCAGGUUUUGCGUGUUGGAGCUGCAGAGUGCAAAAGACGAGCAGGGACGGCGCUAUCGUGUGGCCAGAUACCGGAAGGACAACGUGCUGUCAAAGAAGGCAGCUGUGAUGGAUCAGCUGGUGUUCCUGUCCACCUCAGAAGAAGCUUUGGACGUUUACAAGGCGCUGAGUGAGGAACUGGAGCGCUCUGAGCUGCAGAGGAUGAGCAGCUUUCCUGCUGAAGCGCCACACCUGGGCUCUGCCCCCCUGGAGCAGCUGCUAUUGGAGGAGAAACUGAACUCCGGUGAGUUGUCCCCUGACGUGGCGGCGUUUGUGGAGCUUCUGUGGACCGAAGCUCACGGUUGCCUUGAAAACAUCAUCAGUGUCCCCAUCUCCAGACUCAGCCUGAACGAUGUGAGCAGAGCUGAAGGCCUUCUGCUUCAGGCUCAGAGGAAACUGAAGGAGGGAAAUGAGGAUGAGGUGUCGUCCCUCCUGGACGAGGUUUUCACCCUGUUGCCUCACAGGGAGCCCAGACCUCAGACACCUACAGCCAGGUUUCUGUCUCAGAAGCUGGAUCUCUGUCAGUUAAUCCGGGAUGUUCUGAAUAUGACCGAGAUGACCAUGAACGACCCAAAGCCGUCCUCCGUGGGGAAGUACCGCGCUCUUCGCUGCCACAUCGAAGCCAUUCCCCGCAGCAGCUCAGUGUUUCAGAACAUCGCCGCCCUGCUGACUGACAGGUCGGUGCAGAUCCAGCAGAUCAUGCGUGUCAACAGAGCAGUGGAGCUUCAAACGUUUCGGAGCGAGAUUGGGAACGUUAAGCCCCUCCUCCAUUCAUCCAGCCCCAGCAACUUUGUAGGAAUCAUGUCCAGAGGUCUGCUGCUGCCCCACGUGGGAAUGGAGCAUCAUGGGAUUACGAGAACGGACAUGGGGAACCUUGGCAGUGGGAUUUACUUUGGUGAUGCUUUGAGCACCAGUCUGAAGUACGCCAAACCCAGUGAAACAGACGGAUCGCGCCUCCUGCUGGUGUGCGAUGUGGCUCUGGGGGUUUGUAAAGAUCUCUAUAAGAGAGAUCACACUCUGACCGAGGCUCCUGAAGGCUACCACAGCGUUCAUGGAGUCAGACAAACCAACAAAACUAAAUCUGAUUUUGAGGAUGACGAGUAUGUGGUUUACUCUCUUGACCAAGUGAAGAUGAAGUAUGUAGUUCAGUUCAAAAAGGAAGGAGACGAGCAGAAGAACUUCAAUCCGGACAUCAACCUGACUAGAGAACCCAUUGAGCCUGGCAAGAACCCCGAUCUCCCUUCAGAAUAUGUGGAAGAAGAUCUAGAAAAUGUGAAGAAUCCUCUGGAGGACGUUACAGCUGGACUGUUGGACAGUUCAGGCCAGAAGCUCCCCCUGCAGGCUGUCCAUGUAAAGUGCAAACUGAUGGAUCUUCUGUCCCAGGUCAUCAUCUUCCAAAAAUACACCAAUCAGAGCUCAGUGCCCAUUGAGGCGAAGUACGUCUUCCCACUGGACGACUCGGCUGCCGUGUGCGGAUUUGAAGCUUUCAUCAAUGGGAAACACGUGGUGGGAGAGGUGAAGGAGAAGGAGACGGCUCGUAAGGAGUACAAACAGGCGAUAGCGAAAGGCCACGGAGCGUACCUCAUGGACCAGGACGCCCCUGAUGUGUUCACCAUCAGCGUGGGCAACCUGCCGCCCGGUGCCACUGUCCUCAUUAAGGUGACCUUUGUGUCAGAGCUGGUGGUCAGAGAUGGGAGCAUCCUGUUCUCCCUGCCGGGCAGCGUGGCUCCAUGGCAGGAAAGCACCGCGCUCAACCAGACCACACAGGUCUCUGUGGAGAAGGUUUGUGUGGCCAACGAAGCAGCGAGAGAGUUUACGUUGGACAUGUCGGUGGAGAUGCCCUUUGAAAUCUCUAGCCUGACGUGCAUCAGCCAUGAAGUCAAAAUGAAGAGGACUGACUGUAAGGCAGUGGUCAGUGUUCUGCCAGAUCAGGUCAUGGGGUCAGAUGGGUUCCAGAUGUCUAUCACUCUCUCUGAGGUUCAUCUUCCCAGAAUGUGGGUGGAGAAACACCCCGACAAGGAGAGCCAGGCCUGCAUGCUGGUUUUCUACCCAAAGUUUGAGUUUGACUCCAACUCUGAAGGCAGUGAAGUUGUUCUUUUGCUGGACACAUCUGAGUCCAUGAAGGGGGAGUCGUUCCAGCUGGCCCAGAAAAUUGCCUUGCAGGUUUUAAAGAAUCUGAAGAACGACGUUAAAAUCAACAUCGUUUUGUUUGGAACAGAGCACACAGAAGCUUUUCUGUCGGCUCAGAAACUCGACGAGGUUCAAGCUGAAGCCAAGAAGUUCAUCAAGAGCUGCUCUUCAGUCGGGGGCAGCACUGAGCUGUGGCGGCCUCUCCGGGCGCUCAGCCUGCUGCCGCCGUCCACCGGCGUGCGAAACCUGCUGCUGCUGUCAGACGGCCACAUCCAGAACGCGGCGGCCACGCUGCAGCUGGUCAGAGACAACGUCCAGCACAGUCGCCUCUUCACCUGCGGCUUCAGCUCCACAGCCAAUCGCCACAUGUUGAGAGUCCUGGCUCAGGCAGGGGGCGGAGCUUAUGAGUUUAUCGACUCUAAAGCAAAGCACACCUGGGCUGAGAAGGUGAAGCGCCAGGUGAAGCGCAUGUCGUCUCCCGGCUGCAGCUCCGUCUCUGUGAAGUGGCAGCAGUUCAACCCCAAAGCUCCUCCGGUUCAAGCCCCGAAGCAGCUGAACUCUCUGUUCAACGACUGCCACACGCUGGUUUACGGCUUCGUGCCCCACUGCACUCAGGCGACUCUUCUUGGAGAUUUGCGUGGUCAGGAGCUUCAGACCAUGGUGUCAACAACAGAGCUGCAGAAGACCAGAGGAACAUUUCUUCAUAAGCUCACAGCAAGAGCCCUGAUCAGAGACUACGAGGAUGGAAACCUUCAUAUCACCGAAGCUGAACACGAGGGUAAAAAAGCAGAGUUGAAGUCCUUCAUCAUCGAUCUGAGCAAAGAGUUCUCCAUACUGUCUCAGUUCACCAGCUUCGUGGCCAUUGAAGAGAGGGAUUCUAAGAAGGCAGACGAUGGCGUCACAGACAUCCCAAAGCUGAUCGCAGAGGAGGAUGUGGACUUCUUGCCAUACAUCAGCUGGAGUCUUCCUGAGGACAAAAUGGCGUUACUAGAUAGCUGGUCCUCUUCAGAGAUGUUAUACGACAUCAAUGACCUCGUAAGACCCUUUACACACAAAAAUAGUAUUUGUAUCGUAUGGCUAAGAUGUUUUUAAUUGUUGAGGCUUUCACUUUAUAUCUGAAUAUAUUUGUCACUAAAUAAGAAUUUAGUGACAAAAACAAAUAAGAAAAACCAGUACUCACAGAGUAUCUAUAAAGGUUUCAACAACGACCCCUUACAGCUUUUUUUCUGGGACUUUUACUUCAUCUUUCCCAUUAGUUGGAUGCAUUUCCUCUAAGGUGUCCAAAAAAGGAUGUUUUGGCCCCUACAGAGAUAAGAUUUAAAGCUAGGAGAAAUGUAUUUUAAUGUUUGGCAUUUUUCUUUAGCAGUAAUUUUAGCCAAUAAACUUUAGAAAAUAACAAGUGAUCAAGCGCAGAUCAUGCCAUUCCAAUUUACGUUUUUGGUAUUGGUUUGUUUCUUUUACUGAUGUUUGACAGCUCCGAUGAUGAUGUACUACUCGUUACACGCAAAAAUAGUAUCUGUAUCGUAUCAAAGGACAGUCAAACCAAUGGAGCGUUGAUAUCAAAUGGGAUUGAUGGAUGUUUAAUCAUGACUCCUUCCCUCGCUCCUCCACAGAGAAGAGAGUUCCUUCUCUGUGACUUUUCUCAUAACUGCCCAAAAUCACAGCAGUUACUCUUCAAACCUUACAUAAACAAUCUAAUUUCAGCUGAUUGGACUUUAAUUAUUAAGACGUUUGUCUAUAUAAUGUCAAAUACCAACCAUGACAUCCAGGGAACCUCAGAGUCAGGAUUUUCUUGAGGCACAACUCUGGAAAAGAUACAGAAAUAUUUCUCUCUGCAACAUUUUUCAACAUCUUUGGAUCUUUCUGUUUUAUCUGUUUUUCACAUUGAAGAAUGAUGGAUAAAAAUACUGCAACUUGGUUAUGUUUCUCUCUUACAGUUG
Poeciliopsis prolifica (blackstripe livebearer) is the source of this 4694-nucleotide messenger RNA. RefSeq names its product protein mono-ADP-ribosyltransferase PARP4-like. Gene Ontology annotation, molecular function: NAD+ poly-ADP-ribosyltransferase activity. The coding region runs from base 85 to 3846 and encodes 1253 amino acids. The transcript has 32 exons. Lineage: Eukaryota; Metazoa; Chordata; Actinopteri; Cyprinodontiformes; Poeciliidae. The record is from RefSeq and is a predicted model, not a curated record.